This is a messenger RNA of Arabis nemorensis, 1035 nucleotides long. The record is from the annotation of a GenBank genome assembly. NCBI's taxonomy places the organism in Eukaryota, Viridiplantae, Streptophyta, Magnoliopsida, Brassicales, Brassicaceae.
AUGGCAGCCAUUUCCUUCUCUCACCACCACCAAUCCUCCGAUAACCGCCGUGGUGGAUCCCACCACAACCGUCACGGCCCGGUGGUGGAAGAAAUCGAAGGACUCAUCAAAGUUUUCAACGACGGUUGCGUCGAGAGACCUCCCAUAGUCCCCACCGUCUCACCCACCCUUCACCCAUCUGCUAAAGUCACAGCUUUUGACAUCAAACUAUCCAACGACACUUGGACACGUGUCUACAUUCCGGACGCUUCAGCCUCACCGUCCGUUACUCUCCCUCUCCUCGUUUACUUUCACGGCGGCGGAUUCUGCGUUGGCUCCGCCGCUUGGAGUUGCUACCACGACUUCUUGUCCGACCUCGCCGUUAAAGCACGUUGCGUCGUCGUCUCGGUAAAUUACCGUUUAGCCCCUGAACACCGUCUCCCGGCGGCGUACGACGACGGCGUUAACGUCGUCUCUUGGUUAGUCAAGCAAAAAACUAAUGGAGGAUGUUCUUGGCUUAGUAAAUGUAAUCUCUCAAACGUUUUCUUGGCCGGAGAUAGCUCCGGAGCCAACAUAGCUUACCAAGUCGCGGUUAGAAUCACGACCAGCUCAAGUGGCAAAACCGUAAAUACCCUAAACCUCAGGGGCGUUAUUCUAAUCCAACCUUUCUUCGGCGGUGAGUCAAGAACGUCCUCGGAGAAAAAACAACACUCCAAGUCAUCGGCUUUGACUCUGUCUGCUUCCGACACGUAUUGGCGUCUGACUCUGCCACGUGGAGCGAGUAGGGACCAUCCUUGGUGUAACCCGCUGGUCAACUCGGCGGGUUAUCUUCGGGAAGCGAAGUUACCGACGACGAUGGUGUUUGUGGCGGAGUUUGAUAUAUUGAAAGAUAGAAACUUGGAGAUGUGUAGAGUGAUGAGAAGUUAUGGGAAGAGAGUUGAAAGUAUUGUUCAUGGAGGAGUUGGUCACGCUUUUCAUAUUCUUGACAACUCUUCUGUGUCACGUGAUCGAAUCAACGACAUGAUGUGUCGUCUUCAAAACUUCAUAAACCCAUAA